This is a messenger RNA of Plodia interpunctella (Indianmeal moth), 4945 nucleotides long. RefSeq lists its product as uncharacterized. The transcript is spliced from 10 exons. Gene Ontology annotation, biological process: neuromuscular junction development; positive regulation of protein tyrosine kinase activity. The coding region runs from base 253 to 3333 and encodes 1026 amino acids. NCBI's taxonomy places the organism in Eukaryota, Metazoa, Arthropoda, Insecta, Lepidoptera, Pyralidae. The record is from RefSeq and is a predicted model, not a curated record. Gene Ontology annotation, molecular function: protein kinase binding.
CGCUCUCGUGCGCCGCCCUCCGCUUGCGUGUCUCGCCCGCAAACUUUGUCCGCGAGUGUUUUGCGAUCGGAGACUUGCAGUGAUUGUGUUGUGCUGUGACAAACUACUGGAACUUCUACAUAUAACAUUUAUGAUUUGGGUGUGAGCGGACAAGCCUCAGCGCUGCGUAGUGAAAGUGAUGUGACGUUGUGUGAGAGAGCCAGGUAGUCUUCGUGUUGUGUAGUGAUGUGAAGUGCGGGGCGGGGAGGGGCCAUGGCCGACGACAACACCAUCAUCGAAGGCACCGUCAAGUUCCGGGAUGGAAAAAAGUGGAAGUCGCGCUGGUGCGUGCUGCGCAAGCUGUCCCCCGUGGCUGAUUGCGUGCACGUGCAGCUGUACCGCGACUCGAAGGCGCGCUGGGGCGGGGCGGCCACCAAGGCGUCGCUGUCGCUGCAGCAGUACCUCGGCUGCGAGGCCGGCUUCACGCUCGACAAGCACUCCAACACGCUGGCGCUCGUCUGCAGGGACCUCGUCGCGAUUCUCGCCUUCGAGACUCGCGAGCGGCUCAUACAGUGGCAGGUGAAGGUGAAUGCGCACCUGGGCGAGCCGCGGCACUACCUGGUGCUGGCGGGCGGCGGGGGCGCAGGCGGCGCGCGCGGCCGGCUGCCGGCGGGGCCGGCGCGGCUGCACCUGCACGAGCGCAGGUUCGCGCUGACGGCGGGCGUGCCGCCCAAGCUGCUCGGCGUCUGGGAGCUGCAGCAUCUUAGGCGGUACGGCGUGGUCGAGGGCCGGUUCUGCUUUGAGGGCGGCUCUCACUGCGGCAAGGGCGAGGGCCUGCACGUGCUGGUCUCGGACCAGGCGCGGGAGAUCGCGUACCACUUCGACCUCGCCUCGCAGGGCCGCCUCGAGCCCAAGAGGAGGGCCUUUGCUUCUAACAAAGGCGAAGGUGCGGAGAGUCCAAAAUCACAUAAAACUUAUCGGCCUGACACACGUCUAUCAGAAUUGAAUACAGUGGACAACUCUUUACUGGCAUCGGAUCGACUGUAUCAGGAUGCAAGCGGGCAGGAUGCCGGAGCGAUCUCUCCAUAUUGGCCGUCAGCCGAACGCACAAUCUUUCAAGACCACGGUUUGGCAGACACUGCAUCUGUAAAUGAAACCGUUGAGGGUACAGACACUGCAACUUGGAACGCGUCUGGAAAUGUUACGCUGGAGCGAUGUAUGAGUUGUAUUUCAAAGCUGGGUGCAAUGUCGCGGUCCUCGACAGCGGCGUUGACCCCAGGCGCCAAGCACUUUAGCCCGGCGUGGACGAUGGAUGCAGUAAGUGAGACUACGCAGCCGGAGCAAGCCUGUAGCAGUGAGCCCCGCCCUGCGGAAGAUAAGACUGAGGAGUUGUGUCGCUGCGUGCCGCCGCCCGACCGGCCUCCCAAACCCACUAGAUUAGAAUUGAAUUUAACUAAGAAACCUCCGAUGCCACCCCCGAUGAAAACGUGUCAAUGUGUACAUACUCCAGCCGUCGAUAGUAGAACUAAAAUAGGUCCUUAUGAGAAUUAUGACGUGCCAAAACUUGCGUCCACUGAGGUGGAAAGUGAAUAUUAUGAUACGCCAAAGAGAUUGAAAGAGUGUCUCAAUAAUGAGCUAUUUAAAGUUACAAAAAGUUCAACAUCUAACACUGUAAUAUUAAAAAAACCUUGCGGUUGCCUUUUGAAAUUUGGUAAGAGACCAAAAGAACCAAAAAUAAUAGAUUCAGAAGAGAAUUUCCAGCCCGCAAACUGUGCAUGUCAGAGAGUUACUAACUGGGCACAUAACUGGAUAAGACUUCCUUACUGCAGAAAACCAACAACUACGUCGACAGAUAAUUUAGUCCCAAAUAAAGAAAAUAUGAUGCCGAAUUUAAGUGAGAGAGAACGAAGCGCAUUAUAUGCAACAAUAGAUGUCACUCGUAAAACGAGAAGAAAGUUAAGGCCGAGCAUUUCUCACGAUGAAUUCAUAUCCCAGUCUCAUUCCAGAAGGCUAGAUACGCAAAAUGUAGAGAUUGAUGAGGGUCCUUUGGCUAAUUACGAAAAUCUUAGCUUUGCUUUAUCUUUAGAACACUACGAAAAUGCGAAAGAUCUGUUGCGGAGAGCGGGCGUCACGCAGUCUGAAUUAAACGCUAUUGCAACUAAUCUAAAACCUGUUUCAUUUAAUAUAGAUAAUGAUAAGCACGUGUGCACAAAGUGCGGUCAUCUUCAAAGUAAGAAUAGUGGUGCUACUGCUGAUGGUUGUGAAACAAAACAGUGUAAUUCAAGUGAUGACUAUUUAAUGAUGGAACCUAAUUCGAUAGAAAAUAAUAAAAUUGAAUCUAAUAAAUCACUACCUGCUGGAUAUACACCUAUGUCUCCGAUUGGUGGAUUUGCUUUCCACUCAAUGAAGCAUGCAGCAAAGAAUCCUAUUAGUAGACUGUUAGAAGAAAAAUCUGCAAGUAAUCCAACUCUCAGUGGUACAGAUGAAGUUCGACCAACGGCUUCAAAUAAUUUAAAUACUGCUGACAGUCUUGUGGUCACAAGAGAACGAGAUGAAAGAAUAGAAUAUAGAAAACGCUCAAGUUCAGCGGAUUCUUCACGAUUCUUAGAAGACGUAAAAGAGUUUGAUGGUAGUGUUGGGAGUCAUGGGUCGACAUCUUCGAUUGAGACAUUGCGAAAUAUGGCUAUGGAUGGCGAAGGAACGUCUACACCGUGUGAUUGUGUGGUUGAUAACAAACAUUCAGACGCUGAUAGUUCUGAAGCAUCAAAAGGUUGUGGCCGUGGGGCGACGCCGGCAAAACGGUUGUCUUCCGUGCCAGGGAAAACCGCUGGAAACCGUGACUCGUCAAGUUCUAAUGAUUCGGGAGUAUCGAGUUGUUCACUGAGGCCGGGACCUGAGUUGACGGAGUUCGAGCUGCCGCUGACGACAGCAGCCACUCACCGACAGUACCGCAGCGCCCGCCGCGCUUGCUGCCUGCACACCUCUCUCCCGCGCCGCUCCAAGUCCACUGAUCCGUUGCGAGAGUUUGCAACCAUACAACGUGUGCGAAUUCCAGCAAAGUCUUCUUCUGCUGAAGCAGAAGUACCGAUCUUAACAGUUAAACCAUUAAGAGGUGUAGUGGACACGCACAGUACCUCUAGCGGCACCUCGGAUAUGUCGGACUACAUCGAGACGCUCUCCAUCUGCUCGUCACACUCCUCCACUGACACGCCGAUCACGAUGCGGGUGGUUCGGCAGACAACGAGCACGCUCAGACCCCGCUCGGGCAAAGAGUACCAGAACAUGGACGCACGCCUUACAGCCGUAUUUCGAGGGCAUCCUGUCUGUGAACAUCUCUACACAAAUCUGCCGUAGAUAGAUGUCGAGUGUCGCGAGGUGGGGCAGGAGUGCUGGUAGCGGCAGCAGUCAGUGCCACUGCUGACAUUACUCGGAGAACUGACUUCAUUGGGAUCAAGACGGUGAUCUCAUUGAGAGUCUAAAAUGUAUAAAACUAAAUAAAGUGUGGUGAAAUAUAAUUAAUUAAUCUAAAUGUAUGCUUCAUAGGAGUUUGUGAUGGUGCAAAUGAAAGUUAGUGACAUUCCUAUUGACUUUCGGAAAAAUUGGAGAUUUCAAUGAAUUUCAAUCUAUAUAUAUAAUCGAUAUAUCCAAUCGAUACGGAUGAAUGGCAAAUUGUAAUCACUCCUGGUAGACCCAGUAACCUUGAGGUACGAGAAAAGGGUUCAAUGUUGAGUUCGUUGCGUGAAAUCCGUCCAUGACUGUCGCGCGCCGUCUGCUUCGUUUUGUUUGUCUGUUGUUGUCCUCUCUAAGUAUGCAAAUCUAUUUCUCUUCACGAGAUUUUUCAGGAAAAUUUAUAAAAAUAUUAAUAGUAAUAUUUUUAUAAAUCUAUAAUUUCAGAACUAUUUGUCAAACUAUAGAGUUUGACAAAUAGUUCUUAUGGAUGAUUGCCAAAUGAAUACUGAUUAGUUAAUUUUUUGUAUCAUUCUAGAGUAACUAACAUUCAAAAAUAUUUAUUAAAUGAGUGAUCAAAUUUUAAUUGUUUCCUGAAAAUUCUUGGUUUUCUAAUUACAAAUAGACUCGAAAAUUUAUUCACAACAUCUAUCGAAUCCUGUAACAUUUUAUUGCAUUCAGUGGAUCUCAUAGACAAUGCAACAUGGUCAGUGUCAUCAAAGCUCAUUAUGUAACUCGCCAGCAGCGUACAGCCGCUUGUAAACUCGACAGAUCAGAAACAUAAACGAAUUAUGAAACAGGUAUACAUAAAAGAAAUAAAUUCUACUACAUGUAAUAUUAAAUCAACGUAUUAAAAUAAAAUUAGUCUAAAGAGCAGCCAAAUAUUAAUAAUAAUAAUUCCUAGUCAUUUUUACUCGAUUUGGUAUUAAAAUGUUUAGAGAAGCCCAAGAAAUUAUUAUUGUAAAACAUUAUAGGUACGCCAAAGAAUUGACAUUAGAUAUUUUCUUUGUAAAUAUUUCUUUAGUAUAUAAUACAACUGUACAUUUGUAUUUAAGUAACGGUAAAUAUUAUAUUACGUAGGAUUCACUACGCUCUACAACGACUCUAUUGUAUCUCUACUUUGUUAUGACGAUGUAAUAUUUUGAUAUUCGGAGUUUAUCUGAUUGUAUCUGACGUUCCGUAGUAGUAACGUCGCGACGGUGAGCGUCGCGGCGAGGUCUCUUAUAGCAAUAAUAAGCAGAGCAACAGGUGAUCCUUUGUAUGAUAGGAUGAUCGUCAUAGUUGGUAGCGGAGCUCGGGUGCGAUCGGACAAGUGUUAGGACUGAGCGCCUGGGCUCGUUUUGUAGCGGCCGAAUGAAUCCAAAUGUACCUGAGUAUUCAGGUCGGAAAUAUUCGGACACGUUCGCGUGCGAUCGCGGCCGAAGACUGGAAUGUAAGCAGGUUGUAGAGAAACCGACGACGCUAGAAUGAAUUUAUAUAAAUUAGCGUUAAUGAACUUGAAUUUCUGAAUAAAAUAUGA